Aphis gossypii (cotton aphid) is the source of this 1753-nucleotide messenger RNA. Its product is annotated as protein lifeguard 1-like. Lineage: Eukaryota; Metazoa; Arthropoda; Insecta; Hemiptera; Aphididae. Bases 656 to 1618 code for a protein of 320 amino acids. The transcript is spliced from 4 exons. The record is from RefSeq and is a predicted model, not a curated record. Gene Ontology annotation, cellular component: membrane.
CUUUGCCACUAUAAUAUAAUCAGUGUUAGUACUUAUUUUAUUCACUAUUUAGAUUUCACAUUCAGUUGACAGCAGCUGCAGCUGUUUGCUUGUUUGCUACAACUAUAAUAAUAAUUUACUAUCGAAGUUCAGGAGUCAUAAUUGUCAUUUAGAGCUUAUCAAUCGGCGUGAGAGAUAACGCGUUGUAUUUAACCGUAUUACCAUAGUGUUCCCAAUGUUCCCAUAAAAGUUCUAGAUUCUUCGAUGGCUAUAUUUUUAUUUAUUUGAGUAUCUAUUUCACGGUUUGAUAUUACAGUCGAGUUGAUCAAUAAUAUUAAUCCAUUAUUCUCACGACUGCCAAGACUUGCGCACCGACGCACUGUCACACGUUGAUCCCAUCGCCCAUCCAUCGCGCAUCUGCGCGUCGUUAUCUCAUUGCGCGUAGGUAAGCACUAAACAGUUGUUGUAUAAGACCACUCAAGUACUCAACUAAGUUUGAAGUCAGUCGUUGUCAAAAGCCGUCGAUCGUUUAAACGCGACAAUCGUAAACACAGUUACUAGUGCGGAAAUAUUACCAUUUUUAUUCAUACGACCAGUUACAUAUUCGUGGUUUGUUGUUUCUACGAAUUCACCAUUACAUCAGAUUAAUUGAGUCAGUAUAUACACAGCGUUUACAAUGAGUACGUGGCAACAAACGCAAACUCCAUACGGAUCAGGAGCCGCUCCACCUCCGCCUGGAUUUUAUCCACAAGGUGCACCAUACCCAAAAGCUGAUGGUGGCUAUCCUACUGCUGGUGGAUAUCCUACUGCUGGUGGAUAUCCUACUGCUGGUGGUUAUCCUGCUGGUGGUGGAUAUCCUUCUGGGGGUGGAUACCCUCCUCCAUAUGCACAACAAAAUAUGCCUUAUUAUGGAGCAGGAGGACCAGAUCAUUCUCAAAAUAAUAGCUUUAAUGCACCUGAAAACUUUGGCUUUAGCGAUAAAACUAUACGUAAAAACUUCAUAUGUAAAGUUUACAGUAUUCUGAUGUGUCAGCUAUUAGUCACAUUAAUGUUUGUGGCUAUGGCAACUUUUCAUGUGGCCACUAAAAAUUAUAUUAAAUCACAUCCAGGGCUCAGUAUCAUCGCCAUUAUCAUUACUUUUGGUACUUUAAUUGCGCUCGCUUGCUGUGAAGAUCUACGCCGCAAGAGUCCUACCAACUUUAUUCUUUUAUUUAUAUUCACCUUAGCUGAAUCAUUUUUAUUAGCAGUAUCUGUAUCACGUUACUAUCCAGAACAAGUAAUGCUGGCUCUUGGCUUAACUACAUUGAUAUGUUUUGCUCUUACAAUAUUUGCUUUUCAGACUAAAAUAGAUUUUACAGUAAUGGGUGGUUUUUUAACAGUAGCUGUUAUAGUUUUACUGGUUGCAUCUAUUGUUGCUAUAUUCUUCCCUGGUAAAUUAAUGACACUCAUAAUUGCAUCUGCGGGGGCAAUCAUAUUUUCAUUAUAUCUUAUUUAUGACACCCAAAUGAUGGUUGGUGGUGAUCAUAAGUAUUCAAUUUCUCCUGAAGAGUAUAUAUUUGCAGCAUUAACUAUCUAUGUAGAUAUUAUAAACAUUUUCAUGUAUAUAUUAGCCAUUAUUGGAGCUUCAGGCGAUGAUUAAACAUUUUAUGUCUAAAGAUUAUUUAAAAAAAAAAAUAAUAAUAAAAACUGUUGAUUGUUUAUUUUAAAUGAAGCGAUGUAGAUUAUUAUUCCUUUUAGCUUUAAUUUUUUCUGAUUAAAUAUAGUUAUUCUGUUA